GAUAAGGAUGACGUUUAUCAGAUGUACAGUGAAUCAUUUCCAAUAUUGAAUUCUCAAGUGAAAAAUUAUGGGAAACAUUUCCCAAGGGUUCCAAAGUUUCUUGUGAGUUCUAGUGAGUUCCAUUGUUUUGAAAUAGUGCUGUUGGUACUGACAGUUGGCAGAAUUUGUGAAGAAAUCUUUCAGAAUAAGUCCAGAGGAUUUCAUGAAUCAAGGGGGAAAAAUAAUUCAAAAGAUAACGAAAUCACCGCUAAUUUGAAUGAGGUGACGUUUGGUCUUAGUUUAUCUGCAAUUUCCGCCAAGAUGAAUACUACAUUUUCGAACCAUUCCAAAAAAGAGAGAGGAAGAACGAGCAUCGAAGACAUGAUCCGAAGUGAAUACUUUUGGUAUUUAAUAUUAUUUGUUGUAUUACCAAUUAUGAUACUAGCAUUGCGAAAAGUUAUUCAGGAUUGCUGCAGAAGAAGAGAACCAAAUAAUGACAUGAAUGGAGCCAUCAAAAAAUUUUUGCGGAGACCAAAAGUGAACGGUAUCAAGUCAAAUUUAAAAAAAUUGUCUUCACGAACAUGUACAAGAUCUAGUGAGAGCGUUGAUAGAGAAAACACAGCUGACAUUACUCUUAUGGUUGACGUUAAUCGUCCAGGAAGAAGAGAAAACUGUACAACAGUUGGCAAAUAUUCUACAGAUUGUAUGGAGGAACUAUCAUCGCAACCAAUAAGGAGAAUUCGCAAAUGGAUUGAAAAAAAAAUUUCUAACGAAUAUUUCAUACCCAUGGAGACGAUAAAAUCAAGGAUUGAAGAAGUCUAGUACUGACUGUUUUCAAAAUCACUUCGGUUGUAUGUCCUUAAUUACGAAAGCGUUGAAAUACCACAGAACUUUUUUUCAUAACUGACAUUUCAAACUAACGAUUAUCUAUCUUACUGUUUAACUUCCCGAUAAUAAUUUAUAAUUUAGGCUGUUGAAAAUGGACCUUCCAGUUUGAUGUAAAAUAAUCUCAAUCAACCGUUCAAACUAGUAUUCAUUCAUUGUCAUUGUUCGGUUGAAGUUCAAAAUACUUUAUUCGUUAAUGAAGACGCUCAACGACUGGGACGUUUGGACAAAUUUCAUACAUUACAUAUUAAUCAAAAGGAACAAAAUAGUACCGGAGUAUACUUCCCUUCGCCAUAAAAUAUCAAUUACUCCAUUCAAUAGCUGAAUGCAAAAAAAGCUCAUCUUCUAACGAAAUUCCAAUAGAAUUUUUACUUCAUUUCAAUUUCGAAGUUUUGCAUAAAUCUCUCAUUCAAGUCGCAUCAUUUACCUCACAACUGUCUUCACUGUUCACUUUUCAAAAUAGGCAAACGUGAGGAAAAAAUCUGCGCCUCUACCAAAGUAAUUAUAAAAUGUUUCCAUUCGUUUUCGACAAAAUCGUCUCUGUCGGUGGUGUAAAAUAAUAAAUAUUUUUUAUCACGA
This is a messenger RNA of Leptinotarsa decemlineata (Colorado potato beetle), 1443 nucleotides long. RefSeq lists its product as uncharacterized. The record is from RefSeq and is a predicted model, not a curated record. NCBI's taxonomy places the organism in Eukaryota, Metazoa, Arthropoda, Insecta, Coleoptera, Chrysomelidae.